AUGGUCCAGGAGAAGCAGAGCUGGCUUAAAAAUGUCUUUGACUCAGAAUACUUUGUUUUUUGGAUGGCGCUAACAUGCUUAUCCAGAUACAAGGAGGAAGCGGUCCAUCAGUAUUUGUGCUACAAGAUGUUUCAAACCCGGAGGAGCGAAGCCAUGAUAUACUACCCGCAGCUGUUUAACUUAAUGCUCGUGGAAAAUGGCCAUCUGUGGAACAGGCCUAUAUUCCGGCUGCUGUACAAAAUAUCCAGAAAAGAGAAGCACUUUGCAGCUACGCUUGCCAUGUACUCCGUCUCGGUCUCAGACUCGUAUGCGCCCUCCCAGGAAAAAUACAGAAUAUGCAUGGGCUUUUCGCGCGCAAUCCUGCACAAGAAAAUGCGCUGCCCCAAGCCCAGAAAGAUGCCGAAAAAAAGCACUCUGUACACGAGGUAUCUGAAGAUGACGUACGGCUCAAAAGUGGGGAUGUCUCCCGUGGACAAAAUGCUGGAGCAGCAGAAGCAGUACUACAUGCUGCCAGACCGGGUGUGUGCAAAAAAGAGGCACAAAACCCCGUCGCUGGAGUCCGCCAUUGCUGCGCUGGUCUCGGGCCUGGCCUCUGUCGUGGACUUUUCCCAGCACAGCUUCCUAGUCGACGUGGCGCACGCGAAUAGAGCCAUUCCAGCGGCCCGGGCUGUGCACACGAAGGAAGCGGAGAUGACGCAAGCCCAAAUGGUGAGAGAGUCUGGCGAGGCGUGCUUCAUAAUGAAGCUAAACGCGGUAUCGAACUCCCUCAUUCCGAUUCCCAAGGCCAUGCGGGACCAGGCACUUUCGACCGAGCUGAACCUAUUAAACCUGUACCUGCCUGAAGACGUGUGCCUGUCCAUACUGUGCCCGGGAAGCUGCAAGCACCGGAACAUCCUCUCUCUUUCGGUGGAGCUGUCCAAAACCCUGGACUCUGCCACGCGGGCCCCCUUUAUGCUGGUCUUUGAAACCUCCCAGGAGGCUAACAUUCCCCGAAAGAUUGAAGCGGUUGAGUCUCCGUCCCUGUACGAGGGAAGCACGUGCGAGGAGAAAAAAGACAGAAAGCAGGAGACAAAAGAGAGAAUUUUCAAAACAGCCAUAAAAAUACUCGGCGGCCUGAAAGAGCUCGACUCCAGUGCGCAGGUGGAUCUGGACAUUUUGUCGAUCAAGACUCGGGUGAUUAGAAAAAUAUACAACAUGCACACUCCGCAGUACAUUGCGCCUUCCGGGAGCAAAUUCUCCGAGGAGUGGGGCGAGGCUGUGAGUGCUGCACGAAAGCACUCUGUGUACAGGGACUUGCCCACCUGGGGGCUGAACUCUCUAAUUGUGAAGACGGGCUCGGACAUGAAGCAGGAGCAGCUUACGUCGCAAAUACUCAGCAUAAUAGAGAGCAUCUGGGCAGGCGACAGGGUCGAGCUGUGCCUGAAUCCGUACAAAACCCUUGUCACCGGGAAGGGCUCUGGCCUGAUAGAAACCAUUUUGGGGGCCAAGUCAAUCCACCAGAUAAAAGUGUACCUGAAAGAGAAAGGCCUGCCCCAGAACCUAAUAGAGUACUUCCGGGAGAACUGGGGCAGCAAGCUGGAGGAGGCGCGGGAGGUCUUUUUCAAGAGCCUGGUGGCGUACUCUCUGGUCUCGUACAUACUUCAGAUAAAAGACAGGCACAACGGAAAUAUUCUUAUAGGGAACAACGGUGCGCUGUUCCACAUUGACUUUGGGUUUGUGCUGGGGUCUCACCCAGGGUUCUACUCCGUUGAGUCUGCGCCCUUCAAGUUUGCUCUGGAGUAUGCGGAGGUUGCAGGGAAGGACCGAAUGGAGACGUUCAAAAACCAGUUUCUGAAGGGGUUUCUGUCCCUGCGCAAACACAUGGACCAUAUAAUUAUACUUGUGGAGAGUGUGGCCAAGUCUGGCGGUAUUUUAUCAAUCACGCACGCCUCUGUCCACUCGCUCAGGGACAGAUUCCAGCCAGGCCUUACAAUUGACGAGUUUUCCGAGCACGUUUCCGAGAUUGUGGACCGGGGAAUGAAAAACGUCUUCACAGACAUAUACGACUCCCUCCAAUACUACACGCAAGGAUACUGCAAGUGA
Nematocida major is the source of this 2082-nucleotide messenger RNA. RefSeq names its product phosphatidylinositol 4-kinase B. Gene Ontology annotation, biological process: phosphatidylinositol-mediated signaling; phosphatidylinositol phosphate biosynthetic process. Gene Ontology annotation, cellular component: membrane; cytoplasm. Gene Ontology annotation, molecular function: 1-phosphatidylinositol 4-kinase activity. NCBI's taxonomy places the organism in Eukaryota, Fungi, Microsporidia. The record is from RefSeq and is a predicted model, not a curated record. The transcript has a single exon. Bases 1 to 2082 code for a protein of 693 amino acids.